Paralichthys olivaceus (Japanese flounder) is the source of this 5821-nucleotide messenger RNA. The record is from RefSeq and is a predicted model, not a curated record. NCBI's taxonomy places the organism in Eukaryota, Metazoa, Chordata, Actinopteri, Pleuronectiformes, Paralichthyidae.
GGUUCACUUCUCAGUCUCUGCGGGUUAGAGGUGGACAUCGGUCACAGGUCACAGCGGCUCAGGGUCCGGAGGGUUUGGUUUGUUCUGGGUCGGAGGUUUUCAGGGAGGUCUUGUUAUAAAAGUCUGGUUCUGAACCGAAGUGAAUUGGUUUCUCGUCUCGAGGAUCAGACAUGACGCAGCUUCAGCUCGCGCUGCUUCUCGUUCUGCAGGUGUACACCUGUGCUCAAGAGGGCGUGGCCCCUGUAGGUGGAGACCUGGAUGCUGUCAGCCUCCCGGAGCUCAGUGACAUUUGCACUGAAGGCAGCUGUUACCCAGCAACAGGAGACCUUCUGAUUGGCCGAGCUCACCAACUGUCUUCCACCUCUACUUGUGGUCUGAAGCGACCCGAACCAUUCUGCAUCGUCAGCCACCUGCAGGAGGAGAAGAAGUGUUUUGUCUGCGACUCAGCGGCACUCUACGACGAGUUGAUGGAUCAGACACACAACCAUCGCAUCGAGAAUGUCGUGACUACGUUUGCUCCAAACAGACUGAAGACAUGGUGGCAGUCUGAAAAUGGUCAGGAGAACGUCACCGUUCAGCUGAAUCUGGAGGCGGAGUUUCACUUCACUCAUCUCAUCAUGACCUUCAAGACAUUUCGUCCUGCUGCCAUGGUGAUUGAGCGAUCAGCGGACUUUGGGAAGACGUGGCAGGUUUAUCGUUACUUCGCUUAUGAUUGCGAAACAUCUUUUCCCGCCAUUUCCCAGGGUCCAAUGCAGAAGGUUGAUGAUGUCAUCUGUGACUCACGUUACUCUGACAUUGAGCCGUCCACUGAGGGAGAGGUGAUUUUCAGAGUUCUGGAUCCGGCGUUCAGGAUCAACGACCCUUACAGCCCUAGAAUCCAAAAUAUGUUAAAGAUCACUAACCUACGAGUGAAGUUCACCAAACUGCACACACUUGGAGACAAUUUACUCGACUCUCGUAUGGAGAUCAAAGAGAAGUAUUACUACGCCAUCUACGACAUGGUUGUCCGAGGAAACUGCUUCUGCUAUGGACACGCCUCUGAAUGUGCCCCCAUCCACAGUGAUGGACAGACCCGGGAUGGCAUGGUUCAUGGUCACUGCAGGUGCAACCACAACACUAAAGGUCUGAACUGUGAACAGUGUCAGGAUUUCUAUCAUGAUUUUCCCUGGAAACCAGCAGAGGGCCGUAACACAAACGCCUGCAAGAAGUGUAACUGUAACCAGCACUCUGACUCAUGCCACUUCGACAUGGCCGUAUUCGUGGCUUCAGGAAAUGUCAGCGGGGGUGUCUGUGACGACUGUCAGCACAACACAGCAGGACACAACUGUGAGCAGUGUAAACCGUUCUACUACCAACAUCCAGAGAGAGAUGUGAGGGACCCCAACAUCUGCCAGCCUUGUAGCUGUGACCCUCUGGGUUCUUUGAAUGGAGGAUCAUGUGACCAGAAGACGGAUGUUAGAACCGGUCUGAUUGCUGGUCAGUGUCGCUGUAAAGUCAAUGUGGAGGGAGAACGCUGCGAGCGCUGCAAACAGGCUCACUACGGACUGAGUGACACAUCUGAAGGAUGUUCAGCAUGUACUUGUAGCCCUGUGGGAACAGUUCCAGGAGGAAAUCCCUGUGACAGUGAAACAGGAACUUGUUUCUGUAAACGUCUGGUGAUUGGACGAGACUGUGACCAGUGUGUGGUGAGAAAACAAAGUUAUCAUGUUACACAGGGUCAGGGUCUAAUAAAACAUGAUAUUGAAGUAUCUGAGUGUGAUCAGAUGAGAAUCAAAAUGAAGCUGUGUGAUCAGGUGACUGGUCAGUGCAUCUGCAGAGAUCACAUGUUUGGUCGUCGCUGCGAUCAGGUCGAGUCUGGAUUUUACUUCAUUGCUCUGGAUCACUACACCUAUGAGGCAGAGGAUGCCAUUUUUGGACCUGGAGUGACAGUGGUGCCGAGGCCCCACCCUCAGGACCGCAGUCCCACCUGGACAGGUAUUGGCCUAGUCAAUGUCCCAGAAGGGGCCUUCCUGGAAUUUGCAGUGGAGAACAUCCCUGACUCCAUGGAGUAUGACAUCAUCAUCCGCUAUGAACCACAGCUGCCCGACCAAUGGGAGGAGGUUCUGAUGACUGUGAUGAGGCCUGGGCCAAUCAGAGCAGACAGCCGCUGUAUUAAUACCGUACCUGAUGAUGACAACCAGAUGAUGUCACUCCACCCUGGCUCACGGUAUGUGGUUCUUCCAAGACCAGUUUGUUUUGAAUCUCAUCUGAACUACACCGUCCGCCUCAGUCUGCCUCUGUACUCAGCCCUCAGUGACAUCCAGUCUCCGUACACACUUAUUGACUCGAUCGUGUUGAUGCCGCACUGUAAAAACCUGGAUAUCUUCACAGCCUCAGAGGGAGGAGACUCCAGUGGGAACAGCGGAUGGGAUAUUUUCCAGCGUUAUCGUUGUUUAGAGAAUAGCCAGAGCGUUGUCAAGACACCAAUCACAGAUAUCUGCAGAAACUUCAUCUUCAGCAUCUCUGCCAUGUUGCACCAGGGAGCUAAAGAAUGUCAGUGUGACCUUCAGGGCUCCCUCAGUACCGUGUGUGAACCCAGUGGAGGUCAAUGUCAGUGUCGCCCCAAUGUGGUCGGAAGAAAUUGUGACGCGUGUGCUCCGGCCACAUUCCAGUUCGGACCCAAUGGCUGCAGAGAAUGUGCAUGUGACCGUCAAGGUUCACAAAAUCCAUUUUGUGACCAGCUCAGCGGACAGUGUGUCUGUGUUGCCGGUGCAUAUGGUCGCCAGUGUGAUCGCUGUCUGCCAGGUCACUGGGGGUUUCCUACCUGUCGAACCUGCCCAUGCAAUGGACAUGCUGACGACUGCGACCCCAACACUGGAUAUUGCAUCAGCUGCAGGGACCACAGCACUGGACACAGCUGUGACAGGUGUCUAGACGGUUUCUAUGGUGACCCCAUGUUGGGGUCAGGUGACCACUGUCGUCCCUGCAUGUGUCCCGAUGGCCCCGGCAGCCGGCGGCAGUUUGCAGGAAGCUGUUACCGAAGUGACGACUCACAGCAGGCGAUCUGUGUCUGCAACACUGGAUAUAGAGGUGCUCGCUGUGAUGAGUGCUCACCUGGUUACUAUGGAAACCCUGGUGAGGGGGGGGGUCAGUGUCAACCAUGUCAGUGCAACAACAAUAUCGACAUGUUGGACCCAGAGUCUUGCAACGGUCAAACCGGCGAGUGUCUACGCUGCCUGUACCACAGCGAGGGCACCGCCUGCCAGAGCUGUAAACUGGGUUACUACGGCAACGCACUGCUGCAGGACUGUAGAAAGUGCGUUUGUAACAAGCUCGGCAGCAACAUCUCCAGCUGUGCGUCCGGUGACUGUCACUGUGACAGCAGCAGUGGUCAGUGUCACUGUCUCUUGAACGUGAUUGGUCAACACUGUGACCGCUGUGCUCUGGACACCUGGAACAUGGCGAGUGGCAGCGGCUGUCAGCUCUGCGACUGUGAACCCAAACACUCGUACGGGACGUCCUGCAACGAGAUCAGUGGUCAGUGCUCCUGUCGCCCCGGCUUCGGCGGAAGAACCUGCAGCGAGUGUCAACAGCUGUUCUGGGGAGAUCCAGAGGUCCAAUGUCACGCCUGUGACUGCGACCCUCGGGGCGUCUCUGAACAUCAGUGUAACAAAGUCAGUGGUCACUGCGUCUGUGUGGAGGGCGUGUCUGGACCACGUUGUGACACGUGCGCACGUGGAUUCUCAGGAAUAUUCCCCGACUGUCGCCGCUGCCACCGUUGCUUUGCAGAAUGGGACAAUGUCAUCGGUCAGGUGACCAAUCAGACGCACCGCCUUGUUAACAAGGUCAAUGCCCUCAAAGCCAGUGGAGUGAGCGGACCGUACAAGAAGUCCAUCGACAACAUCGAGAGGAGCGCCGCGGACAUCUGGGUCGUGUUGAACCAGAACCCAGCUUCACAACCGCUCACUGAGAUCCAGCACCUGCUUCAACAGGCCAGUGACCUGAUGAGGGCCCUGAGCCAGAUGUUGAGCCACACAGAAGAGACUCUGGUCCAGGCAGAGGAAGGGGACUCGGCUGCACAAUCUAAACUGGACUCUGUGACAUUAGAUGCUCAGAAACUGGAGCGCACUGUUCAGGAGCUUCUGGAUCAAGUUGAGUUCAUCAAAAACUCUGACAUCAGAGGGGCGACAGACAGCAUCACUAAGUACUUCCUGCUGUCUGAGGCAGCUGAAGCUCGAGCCAACUCCUCCACCAUCGAUGCUGGAAGCUCUGUGGAAACCUCUGCCGCUGUACGGCAGCUCACAGAGGACAAACUGAACCAAACCAGAGAGGAGUUCCUGAGGAGACACACUGAGCGUGCUCAGAAACUGGACGACCUGGCUGGAGAGCUGCAGACUCUGGACCUAUCAGAGAUCAGCCAGAAGACCUGUGGCAGUCCAUCAGCGGAUCAGGAUUUGUGCACCAGCUGUGGAGGUGAAGGAUGUGACGGCGUGGUGAUGACGGCCAACAGUGCGUGGAGGAAAACUCAAGAGUCAGAGCAUGAAAUCAUCAGUGCCAUGGGGGAAGUGGAAAAACUGUCUAAGAUGGUGUCAGAGGUCAAGCUGAAGGCAGAUGAAGCAAAACUGAGUGCUCAGGAAGUUCUGAUGAAGACCAACAGAACCAAACAGAAAGUGGACCAGAGUAACGAUGAGCUGAGAAGUCUCAUCAGACAGAUCAGAGACUUUUUAACACAGGAUGCCGCAGAUUUAGAGAGCAUCGAGCUGGUGGCUAACGAGGUUCUGGCCAUGCAGAUGCCAACUACGCCGGUACAGCUACAAAACCUCACAGAAGAGAUCCGACAGAAGGUGGGAGAACUGGGACAUGUGGAGACCAUUCUGCAGCAGAGUACUGACAACAUCCAGAGAGCUGAGAACCUGCUGGACCAGGCCCGUCACGCCAGUGUGGAGGCAGCUGAUGUGAAGGACUCUGCAGAGAAAAUGAAGAAAGCUCUGGAAGAAGCUCGGAGAGCUCAAGACGCAGCCAGCAGCGCUAUCCAGCAGGCGGCCGCCGACAUCCAGAAUACCAACAACCUACUGUCUUUAGUGCAGUUUGAGACAACAGAAGCAGACCUGAAGCUAAACAACGCCACCAAGAGGCUGCAGAGGCUUGAGCAGGAUGUAACAUUACUAAUAGACAAAGCUGUAAAUGUCACUAAGAGCUCUGAACAGACCAAUCAGGAUGCAGAAAGAAUCACAGAGAUAGCAGAGGAGGUGAAGAAAGACCUGGAGUCCGACCUGAAGGAUAAGUAUGCCACAGUGGGGCAGCUGAUUGAUCAGAAGGCAGGGGGUGUGGCUAAUGCCAAGAAGAGGGCGGAGUCACUGCAACAGGAAGCCAAACAGCUGUUGUUGCAGGCCAGCGACAAGCUGCAGCUGCUGAAAGAGCUGGAGAAGUCGUACAAUGAAAACCAACAAACUCUGGAGGUGAAGGCUGAGCUGCUGGUGGAACUGGAGGCUGCUGUUAAAGAGCUGCUUCAAGAGAUCAGCCACAAGGUCACGGUCUACAGUACCUGUCUGUUCUAGGGUCAAGGUCAAGUUGAGAUAGACAUCUGAGCAGAAUUAAAGCAAUAUCAUAAUUAUUUUAAACCUGCUUGUGAUGUGGAUCACACCAAUCAAACAUUUCAGAGAGAAGAAAUAGCAAACAUUUAGCUGUUCAAUAAUUUAGGAAAAUAUAUUGAAUUUAAUUUGAAUUUCAGGUCAUUUACAAAAUCAGCAACUGGCAAAAGCAGCUAAAAUUAAUCAAACUGAAUAAAUGUUGUGGUCUGUUCAAUUUCCUUGUUAAUGUAAUAAAGUUGAUUUAACCAGAU